Molecule: messenger RNA, 1223 nt
Organism: Prorocentrum cordatum
Lineage: Eukaryota; Dinophyceae; Prorocentrales; Prorocentraceae
Source: the annotation of a GenBank genome assembly
GGUCCUCUCCUACUGCGCGGGCGGCGACCUCCUGACGCACAUGCGGGGGAUCUCCGGCGCACCCGCGGAGCGCGAGGAGCCUGGCUAGGCCCAUCGCGCGGCGACUCGUUGACGCCGUGAUGCAGAUUCACAUGCACGGGCUGGCACACGGGGACCUGAGCCUCGAGAACGUGCUGCUGGCCGAGGAGGGGGGCGGCCCGCAGGCCGUGGACAUCCGGCUCAUCGACUUCGGGUGCUCCACGGGCCCUGCUGCCUCAGGGCUACGCGGCAAGCCGAGCUACCAAGCCCCGGAGUUGCACCUGGAGGCAGAGUAUGAUGCAUUCGCCGUGGAUGCCUUUUCCCUUGGCGUGAUGAUCUUCACGGUGGUCGUGGGGAAUUAUCCUUGGAGCUCCACGCGCCCUAGCGCUGGCGGCUGUCAAGUUUUCCAGUUCUAUGCCGAGAAGGGCUUGACUGCCUACCUUCAGCGGCGCAGGAUUCGGGUCGAUAACCAGGUCGUGGUGCUCUCGGACGUCUUGUCUCCAUCACUGACGGAUCUGCUUGCCGGCCUGCUCGCGGUAAACAGCUCAAAUAGGCUUACCGUUGCAGGCGCCUGCAAGCACUCCUGGCUGGCGGCGCCGUAGAGGUAGACGCUGCCCAGUGUGUUUGCCCAGUCGAAAGCCCGGUGAAGUCGGGUAUUGGGAUUCAGCCAGAAGCUUCAGCAACCCUUCCCCUUGAGACAUCUCCGUUCCCCGCUCGAUUCGCGUCGGGAUCCCUUUUGCCUGUUUGUCCUCUUGCUAUUACGCCUGAGGAGUAUAUCAGAAUGGUAUUUUUGAGUGUCUGCAGCGAUCGUGUGAAAUAUUCUCCCCGCGCAGAUAGCGCUUUACGCAGGUCCUCUCACUGCUGUCAGCGUUCGCCGCAGGAUCUUCAGGAGGGAUAGAUCUGCGCAGCUGGCGUUUCAACUGGCGAUUCAGGCAGCGAUGCUGCCGUCUCGUGCGCCAAGUCGCCUUUGGCUUCGUGUCUGGUCUGCUGCCUGCUGGGCAAUGACAUCACGAGAAGCGCCUCUUUCACGGGGCUGCAGAAAUGCCAGAUCCAACCGAUUACCCAGUGUGUGCCCCCAACCAUCCUGUGGCGUCGGGCCCUCGGGCUGCAGAGACAGCAUCGCGCUCUACUCCUCCCGCUGCCCCCUCCUCCCAGUCCUGUCUCUGCCCUCCGCAUGUGCAUGCCGGCACGCCCCUCACACGGUC